This is a messenger RNA of Pungitius pungitius (ninespine stickleback), 2561 nucleotides long. Its product is annotated as zinc finger protein ZFP2-like. The transcript is spliced from 2 exons. Gene Ontology annotation, biological process: regulation of transcription by RNA polymerase II. Bases 108 to 2249 code for a protein of 713 amino acids. The record is from RefSeq and is a predicted model, not a curated record. Gene Ontology annotation, molecular function: RNA polymerase II cis-regulatory region sequence-specific DNA binding; DNA-binding transcription factor activity, RNA polymerase II-specific. Lineage: Eukaryota; Metazoa; Chordata; Actinopteri; Perciformes; Gasterosteidae.
CGAGUCCGUUCUCGACAUAUCAGGGUUUGACAAAGAGCUUCAGUGGUUGCUGCUGGAGGACAUGAAGGUUCGUUCUUAGUGCGGAGAGGACCCCUGUCUCUGUCUCCAUGUCCAAACUACACGCGCUGAGACUGUUGCUCAGACAGCGAGUCGACGCUGAAUCGGUUCUGAUCGACGGAUUAAUCUCUGCUUAUGAGGAGGAAAUCCAACGUUUGAGAGAAAACGAGCGACGAUACAAGCUGCUGGAUGCUGUGUUCAACCCGACAGUCCGACUACACCGAGCAGAUGUUCAGCAGCUGUUGCCGAUUAAAGCAGAAGUUCUCAGUCAGUGCCAGGAUGAGGACCAGGAGUCCCUCCACCUGAAAGAGGAAAAUGAGGAGAUCUGGACCUGUCUAGAAGGAGAGCAAUUUGACAGGCUUGAGGUGAACAAUAUUAACAAGUUUCAAUUCAUUGAAGUGACUGUGAAGAGUGAGGAUGACGAACCUCACAUUGCACAGCUUCAUCAAAGCCAAACAGAGGACGACAAUGAGGAGGAGCUUCCGGACAGAAGAUUAGUUACACAGAUAAAAACAGAGAAGGAUAGAGAAGAGUGUAGUGGAUCAGGACCAGCUAAGAAGCUAAAGCUACAAAUUCCUUCACAUCCAUAUACUAAUAAGGAAAAGGCUUCAGAAUUAUCUGAGUCUGAAAUGAGUUAUGAUUGUCAAGAACCGUUGUCAGAUUCUGGACCUGAAAGUCUAGAUGGGGACAAUGUUUGCAAGGAGGCUAGGGCACCAGAGUCUGCUGCACCUGCCUUGAAGCAUAAGGAACCCUUUGGAUGUCAUGUGGGUUGUAACAUUGGUAACAAACCCUUUAGCUACUUCAAGUGUAGUAAUCGAUUUUACUACAAAGGGUUCCUUAAGCGACAUAUGAUCUGUCAUUUUGGGAGAAAAUCCUUCAGUUCUUUGGGUAGUAAGAAAUGCUUGAGAGUAAAGCAAAAAAAGUCACGACCAAAAGUUUUUAGGGAGAAACCACAUGGUUGUGAUAUUUGUGGUAAAAGAUUUACGGAAAAGACAAAUUUGAGGAAACACAAGAUGGUCCACACAGGGGCUCGAUUUAGAGAAAAGAGAGUUCUAAAGGGGCACCAGAGUAUCCACACUGCAGAGAAACCAUUCAGUUGUGAUGUUUGUGGGCGUGCAUUUAGACGCAGUGGAGAUUUGAAGAGACACCAGAUGAUUCACACAGGAGAGAAACUAUUCAGUUGUGAUGUUUGUGGUAUUAGAUUUGCAGAAAAAGGAAAUUUGACAAAACACCAGAGGAUACACAGCAAAGAGAAUCCAAUCAUUUGUGAUGUUUGCGGCAUUAGAUUUACAGCUAGGAGAAGUUUGAACAAUCACCUGAGUAUACACACGGGUGUUAAACCAUUCAGUUGUGAUGUCUGUGGAAAACAUUUUAGACUAAAGAAUAAUUUAAAAACCCACCAGAAAAAACAUACAGCAGAGAAACGAUUCAGUUGUGAUGUGUGUGGAAAAAGGUUUCUAGAAAGUGGAAAUGCAAAAAAACACUACAGAAUCCACACAGGGGAGAAACCAUUCAUUUGUGAUGUGUGUGGGAAGAGAUUUCAAUUUCGGGGAAAAUUGGUUAAUCACCGGAGAAUCCACACAGCAGAGAAACCAUUCCGUUGUGAUGUUUGUGGGACAGGUUUUAGACAACCAGAUUCCUUGAAGGCCCACCAGAGAAUCCACACAGGAGAGAAACCAUACAGUUGUGCUGUUUGUGAGAAAAGAUUUACAGAUACUGGAGCUCUAAGACAACACAAGAGAAUCCACACAGGGGAGAAACCAUUCAUUUGUAAUUUGUGUGGGACUGGAUUCAGAUUUCACGGAAAUUUGACUAGUCACCGGAGAACUCACACAGGAGAGAGACCAUACAUUUGUGAUGUUUGUGGGAAAAGUUUCACAGCAACUGGACCUCUAAAAAACCACAAGAGAAUCCACACAGGGGAGAAACCAUUCCAUUGUGAUGUUUGUGGAAAAGACUUUAGAGAAAGGAGACAUUUGAAAUGUCACGAGAAAAGCCACACAGGAGAGAGACCAUUCCGUUGUGAUGUUUGUGGAAAAGACUUUAGAGAAAGCGGACAUUUAAAAUCUCAUGAGAAAAUCCACACAGGGGAGAAACCAUUCCGUUGUGAUGUUUGUGGAAAAGAAUUUAGAGAAAGCAGACAUUUGAAAUCUCAUAAGAAAAUCCACACAAGAGUCACCAAUCCGUUGUGAUGUAUGGGGUCUAGAUCUACAAUAUAGGGAACUUUGAAUAUAUCACCACAGAAUCCGCACAAGAAAUGAACUGUUCCUUUCAGUUGCUCAAGGUUUUAUUUUGCUUAAAACCAUAGCGUUUGUUAUCAUUCUUGAUCGUUCUCAUGUUAUUUAAAGAAUAUGUCAAAAAAAAUAAAUUUGAGUGUUCAACAAUGUGAUGUAUCUCCAUUAAAAUCACAGUGGGUCUAUCAACCUAGUACAAAAAAAAAUGUAUUUAAAAUGUUUUACACCAUGUAAUGUUUUACAAUCUACAAUAAACAUUUUCUUUCAGUC